Molecule: messenger RNA, 1752 nt
Organism: Nelumbo nucifera (sacred lotus)
Lineage: Eukaryota; Viridiplantae; Streptophyta; Magnoliopsida; Proteales; Nelumbonaceae
Molecular function (GO): protein binding
Source: RefSeq, a predicted model, not a curated record
AAUUUCGUUUCCAACUGCGAAUCAAACAGAUCCUUAGUCAAUUCUCACAAAAAUUAAGAAUGCUUAUACAGUAAAGGGUAGAAUUUCGUAAAACAUUAGGGGUAAUUUAAGAAAUUUGUCAUUCCUUUGGUUUUCGAGUUUUAACUUCUAAAAACAGAGAUGUUUUGCGAUCGAUCACUCCAAAAAGAACUCGGAGCCCUCCAUGCUACAAGCCAGUGCUCGGAUGAUUAUGGGAUGGAAAUCUCGUGUAUUCGCCAGGGUUUCAGUGUAUACAGGCCAUUUUCCACCUCUAGUUCUCUGGGAACCCACGUUUCUAAGGAAGAAUCUAAUCUCGAGAAAUCCAAUAGAAGUGGCGGUAUGAAGUCUCACUCACGCGGAGGAAGUGUCAAGCGAAGAAUUCCUUUUAACAAGCCAAAUGUUAAUCAGCUGAUAGUUGCAGAAAUUAUUGAGCUGAUUAAAGGAGGUGAAGAUAACAUUGAAGUAAGGCUAGAUCAGUUGGGUGUAAAGCUUUCUAUUGCUUUGAUUAGCGACAUUCUUCAGGCCCUUAACCAUGAUGGGCUUCCAGCUUCGCGGUUCUUUGAUCGGGUAAGAAACACCCAACCAGAUAUUGGCCGUACAGCAGAGAUUUGGAGUCUGCUUGUUGAUAAUCUGGGUCGGUUAGAAGACUACGAGUCGAUGGUCCUUGUGCUGAAGAGUCUUUCUCAGAAAGGAAUUUGUUUAACCGAGAAGGCGUUUGCUUUUCUUCUACCUCUUUGCAGUUAUGGAGAUUCAGCUAGAAGCUCAGUGAAACUAGUCGUAGAGAUGUUAGAAAAAGCUGGAGGGUCGUGUCGUAAUUCUGGCAUCUAUGCUCUGAUCAAGAUGCUUUGUAGUUCAAAUUACUUUGACUUGGCCAUCUUCGUGAUGGAAGAAAGAGCUAGAAAGACGUCUUAUUACAAUCUUCUCAUUUGGGCAAAGUGUAGGAGUGGCAGUUUUCAGGAAGCCAGAGAUUUAUUUGAUGAGAUGGUGARAUAUGGCUGUAAUCCAGAUGCUAAUUCUUUUAAUUACUUGCUUGGUAGUCUCUGCAAGAAUGGACGGAUUCCCGAAGCUUGCAAUCUGCUCCAACUAAUGAAAGAAUGGGGUUUUUAUCCUGAUGCCAUUACCUUCGAAAUAAUUGUGCACCGUGCAUGUAGAGUGGGGAGAUUGGAUUUUGCAAUUGAAUUUCUUAAUCAGAUGAGAUCAAUAGGUCUUGAACCUCGGCUGACAACACAUGCUGCAUUCAUCAAGGGCUACUUYCAAACUGGAAGAUUCCAGGAAGCAUAUAAAUAUGUUGUUGACAUGCAUGCCAAAUAUGGAUGUUCCAGCAAUAUGAAUUACAGCUUGCUUGCUAGCCUUCACCUGAAGGAAGGGAAGGUUGUUGAUGCACGAGAGAUCCUUGUUGAAAUGAUUGAGAAGGGUYUCAGRCCCAAUUUUCCUGUUUAUAUGAAAGUGAUGAAAAGUCUUUAUAAGUUAGGUAAGGGAUAUUUGGUUGCCGAUUUAAAAGACAGGUUCUCGAAGUUCAAUUCAAGCAAAGAAGCUGGAUGAAGCUAUCUGGAAUUGUUCUAUAGUGAUGCAACCAUUUUUGUUUUUUUUUUUUUUUUUCUUAACUGUGUAAUGCUGGAACAAGGAGAUGCAUCCAGCUUAAGCGGCAGAUACGUUGACUAGAGUAUAUAUGAGCAAAAAUGAAUAAUUUGAGAGUAUUUGUUACAGAAAAAAAACGUGUAACCUAUUUGGAUU